AUGGAUUUUGAUCCGUCACAAAACGAUUCUCAAUACCCAGAAGAAUACUGGGGUCAGGGUGUAAACCGUGCUUCAGAAUUAGCAAAUAAUUUUUUAUCUACUCUAAAUUUCUCUGCCGAAAGAAGUGACGAUGUAUAUAUAAGAACUGAAGAAGCUGCUGAUCAAAUGGUAACUCCUAUCAAUAAAAGAAGAAGAAAGUUAAAUAAUUGGGAUAUACCACCACCAGGAUAUGAAGGCAUGACGGCAGAGCAGGUUAAAGCUACAGGGCAUUUUCCACUUCCUGGACAACCUGCUACUACAAGACCACCAGUAGUUCCAAAUUCACCAGUAAUACCUGGAAUGGAUCCAUCAAGAGCAGCAAUGAUAAUGGGAAUGACACAUGAACUUCCACCACGACCUAAGGUCAGCCAAGGAGCAGCAGGUCCAGUUGCACAAACAGCAUCAUUGGCAAGACAAGCUAGGCGACUUUACGUUGGUAAUAUUCCAUAUGGCAUUGACGAGAAUGGUUUAUCAGAAUUUUUCAACACUACUAUGCUUCAAUUAAGUAUUACCACAUCGCCUGGUAAUCCAGUUAUAGCUGUUCAAAUCAACCAUGAUAAAAACUAUGCGUUUGUUGAAUUCCGUGCUCCUGAAGAAGCUACAGCUGCAAUGGCAUUUGAUGGAAUUACAUUUCAAGGUCAAUCAUUAAAGAUUCGUCGACCAAAAGAUUACCAACCCCCACCUGGACAGAAUCUCGAACCACCACCAAUACAUGUACCAGGUGUAGUGUCUACAAAUGUGCCUGAUAGCCCAAAUAAAAUCUUUAUUGGUGGUCUACCAACCUAUUUGAAUGAUGAACAAGUUAUGGAGCUUUUAAAAUCUUUUGGAGAAUUAAGAGCUUUCAAUUUAGUCAAAGAUACUUUAUCAGGAAUUUCCAAGGGAUUUGCAUUUUGUGAAUAUCUUGAUCCAAGUGUAACAGAUUUAGCUUGCCAAGGUUUAAAUAAUAUGGAGCUUGGCGAUCGUAAAUUAGUAGUUCAAAGAGCUAGUGUUGGAUCAAUUAAGAAUGCUGGUGUAACAACAUCUCUAUCAUCAACAGUUCUUAUUCCAGCUGGAAAUGGAGAGAUGCAACCAACUACUGUUCUUCAGCUUCUUAACAUGGUUACUCCUGAAGAAUUAGUAGAUGAUGAAGAGUAUGAAGAUAUUGUUGAGGAUGUUAGAGAAGAAUGCUCUAAAUUUGGUCGUAUCAUUGAUAUGAAAAUUCCUAGGCCAGGUCAAACAACUACUGGUGUUGGCAAGAUUUUUGUAAGGUUUGAUUCUGCAGAGGCAGCUGGUAUAGCACUUCGAGCACUUGCAGGAAGAAAGUUUGCUGAACGUACAGUUCUUACAUCAUAUUUUGAGAAAGAAGAGAAAGAAGAGAAAGAAGGAAAAAUAUCAGCGACAACUUUAAUUGAAGUUCCUUCAGUUAAUGAUACUCCUUUAACCUCUUCUUACACUUAUCAUUCGCCAAAGCCUGCCUUUUUAUUAUCAGAUAACAAUAAAGAUGUACCUUGUGUAUUAGGAGUUGAUGAAGCAGGCAGAGGUCCUGUUCUUGGACCAAUGGUUUAUGGAGUAUGUUAUUGUCCCAUUUCAAAAUACAGCGAAAUAAGCAAAUUAGGAUUUGCAGAAGGUCAAAGAGAAGAUCAUUUUCAAUUAAUCCAAUCCAAUAAUGAUAUAAUUUCCUGGAGUGUAAGAGUACUUUCACCUCAAGAUAUUUCUUGGAACAUGUUAAAGUUAGAUAAACAUAAUUUGAAUGCACAGGCACAUGAGACAACGAUUCAACUAAUACAACAGGUUUUAGAUCAAGGUGUCAAUUUAACAGAGAUAUAUGUAGACACAGUAGGACCUCCAGAUUCAUAUCAAAAAAAACUUUCAAGUAAUUUUCCAUCAAUAGAUAUUACAGUUUCAAAAAAAGCAGAUAGUAAAUAUCCAAUAGUUAGUGCGGCAAGUAUUUGUGCAAAAGUCACUAGAGAUCAUAUUUUGAAAAAAUGGAAAUUUAUUGAAAAGACAAUUAUUUCAACUAAAUUUGGUUCAGGGUAUCCUUCAGAUCCAAAUACAGUUAAUUGGUUAGAAAAUAAUAUUGAUUCAGUAUUUGGAUUUCCAAAUAUUAUACGUUUCAAAAAUUAUCCUUCCCAGAAUAACAACUUAAAACAAAUGUUUACAAAGGAAUCAAACAAAACUUCUUACAAUAAAUCUAAAUUAUUCAAAGAUAUUGGAUUAAGUUAUGUUUCUGAAUUCCAAUAG
Messenger RNA from Entrophospora candida, 2259 nucleotides. Lineage: Eukaryota; Fungi; Glomeromycota; Glomeromycetes; Entrophosporales; Entrophosporaceae. The record is from the annotation of a GenBank genome assembly.